Messenger RNA from Centrocercus urophasianus (Greater sage-grouse), 6269 nucleotides. It is a transcript of the gene CHAF1B, whose product is annotated as chromatin assembly factor 1 subunit B. The transcript has 14 exons. Gene Ontology annotation, molecular function: protein binding. The record is from RefSeq and is a predicted model, not a curated record. Gene Ontology annotation, cellular component: CAF-1 complex; nucleus. NCBI's taxonomy places the organism in Eukaryota, Metazoa, Chordata, Aves, Galliformes, Phasianidae. Bases 72 to 1772 code for a protein of 566 amino acids. Gene Ontology annotation, biological process: nucleosome assembly; DNA replication-dependent chromatin assembly.
GCCCACACGCAUGCGCGGGGCGGGAAACGCGCUCCCGCGCUGGAGCUGGGCCGGGCCGGGUCGCAGCAGACAUGAAGGUCAUCACUUGCGAGAUAGCGUGGCACAACAAGGAGCCUGUGUACAGCUUGGACUUCCAGCACGGAACUGAUGGGAAGAUCAACCGACUGGCCUCCGCAGGUGUGGACACAGCUGUCAGGAUCUGGAAAGUGGAAAAAGGACCGGAUGGAAAAGCUAUUGUGGAAUUCUUGUCCAAUCUCGCCCGCCAUACCAAAGCAGUAAAUGUCGUGCGCUUCUCUCCCAGUGGUGAAGUCCUUGCAUCUGGUGGAGAUGAUGCUGUUAUUUUAUUAUGGAAGCUGAAUGAUAGCAAAGAAUUGGAACCACUGGCUUUUCAGGAUGAAGAUGAAGCUCAGCUUAACAAGGAGAACUGGACAGUUGUUAAAACUUUAAGAGGCCACUUAGAAGAUGUGUAUGAUAUCUGUUGGACUUCAGAUGGGAAUUACAUGGCGUCUGCCUCUGUAGAUAACACGGCUAUCAUGUGGGAUGUCAUUAAAGGACAGAAGGUUUCAAUAUUAAAUGAACACAAGAGUUAUGUCCAAGGAAUAACCUGGGAUCCUCUAGGCCAGUACAUUGCAACUCUGAGUUGUGAUAGGGUUCUGCGGGUAUACAACACACAAACCAAGCGUGUGGCAUUCAAUGUUACCAAGAUGCCAUCUGAGUCAGGAGCUGAAGGAGAGGCUAGGAGCUAUCGGAUGUUUCAUGAUGACAGCAUGAAAUCAUUUUUCCGCAGACUCAGUUUUACUCCUGAUGGUUCCUUACUGCUCACUCCAGCUGGCUGUGUUGAAUCGGGAGAAAAUGUGACAAACACCACUUAUGUUUUCUCCAGAAAUAAUCUUAAAAGGCCCAUGGGUCAUCUGCCCUGUCCAGGAAAGGCAACUCUUGCUGUUCGCUGCUGCCCAGUCUACUUUGAGUUGAGACGAGCACUUAAUAAAGAUGAAAUCAGUCAGAAAUCAUCGCCCGCUCUAUUGAAUCUACCCUAUCGAUUGGUGUUUGCUGUUGCUUCAGAAGAUUCUGUGCUUUUUUAUGACACUGAGCAGUCUUUCCCUUUUGGUUAUGUUUCUAACAUACAUUAUCACACCCUCAGUGACAUUUCAUGGUCCAGUGAUGGAGCCUUUCUUGCUAUUUCUUCUACGGAUGGAUACUGUUCGUUUGUUACCUUUGAGAAGGAUGAACUGGGAAUACCACUGAAGGAAAAGCCUCAAAUAAAUGUCAGGACUUCUGGUGCAACAGAGAAGAAAGUGAAGAAGAGUCAACCACACAAAGUCAUUUCCCCAGGCUCAAGGCUGACAGAGGGAACUCCUCUGAGCGCUCCCACUCUCCAACCUAAAACGCCUGUAGCGGCUGCUAAGGACUUGCCUUUCACACCUGUUGGCACAAAAAGUGUUCCAGUCUCAUCUUCAGAGGAGAGGAAAAUCAGCCAGCCGGCCAGCCAGAGUACUAAAGGAAACCAGCCCAGGAGGAUUACUCUCAACACUUUACAAGCGUGGAGCAAGACGCCAAGGAGAAUAAACUUGGUAUCACUGAAGCCAGAAACACCAGCCUCAGUAUAUACAGACACGGUUCCUGUGCCUCCUUCCUCAGAACAGGAACAUGAGAGGCCAUUACCAUCUGAUGACAGUCUUCAAAAUUCCCCAGCAUCUAAACGUCCUAGAACUGAGGAAAUGCCUCUUUCUGUGUCUGCUGAAGAUCAGAUCGGCUGCAAACCAAACAAAUAACAGCUGGUUUCUUAGAAGACUCUUCAAUCUGAACACAGUGCGGCCGUAUCUUUCUGCAAAUGAUAAAUCCUCAAUUCCUGAUUGAAGUACUGUAUGAGUAUUUGACAUAGUGCUGUGAGUAGUCUGGCAGCAGUAGGCAGUUUUCAGGAACGUAGCUUUACGGAAGAGGAAAUAACUCUGAAGUGUCUUCAAAGUGUGGAUCUAUUUCUUGAAGACUGCGUUCUUUGAUGCUGCAGUUCAAGGAAAUCAUGCAAAUUUGGCUAUCAAAAAGCCAUACCCUAACCUAAGUGUUUCCAUCUGAAUUUCCUGAGUUGGUGUUUAUAAUGGAUCGUGUCCUCCAGCAACCUGUCUGGCAAGUAAAUAGAAUUUCUCAGGAAUUGGGUUCAUUCUGAUUUGAUGUUGCUUAAGGAAAAUGGAAGAAACAAAAUACCUGAAGCUGUUUCACUGGGGCAGUUGGCUUAUACAUUGUAACAGUGUGCUGAAUAAUCGGUGCUCUCCUGUACCUGUGGAAUGGAAGCAAACCUUCUUACGCUCUGAAUGUGGCAGCAUGCAGUGUGGCUGAUACUGAAAUAGAAAUCAGAAGCUAGAACAGCAAAAAAACAGAAAGCAGAAGGAAAACGUUUUCUGAAGACCUGUUAUAAGCAUUGAGCAGUGGAAGAAGCUUCUUCACUGAACGAGGAAGUGUCUCUAUUUACAAAAAUGAAGACAUGACAUUUUCCUGAGGCACCAAGAUUUGAAUUUGUACACUAAAAGUGCACAAAAAGCUUUCCCCAGUUCUUUUUUUAUAACUCAAAUUGUUUUGGCCAACAAAAUAAAACAUGAAUCCAAUGUAUGUUACACUUUUAAAAUCUGAUUUAUUUAAUAUUUCCUAUAAUUAAACUAUGACCUACAGUUGGAAACCACUGCACUGAAUUUUAUCUGGUGUGUGAAGACUCCAGAAGUAGAGUGCUCAGCCACAGCAUUCCAAGCCUAUCCAUUUCAUUAGUUUUGUUUAAUAUCAGGUAUUUAUUUGUGAGAAGAUAAUACUUAAAAUGUAAAUAGUUAUUCUAGUAAAUAGUUAUAUCUAGUUAAUGAUAACAUGUAGACAAAAAAUUCUCUUGUGAUUUAGUCCAUACUUUUCUGUCAUGAAGUUCUGAGAUGCAUGGGAGGGGAAAGCGAGAAUGGGUAUUAAAUCUCUUCGAUUUCCCUGGAUUUGAUUGUUUUUCAGGUGUCUAAUUAAUGUUUGUUUUCUGUCAUUCUCGAAGCGUAUAAAUGCAUCAGACAUGCAGAAAUAGAAAUGUUUCAAAAGUGUUUCAUAAAAAUUCCACAAAGAAAUGCUUACAGAUACCUAUCCCCCAAAAAGUUUCAGGCAAAUAGGAAUAUGUUAACUACAAUCAAACUUCAACAGGAGUUAAUAGGAACUAACUGUAUUUUUCUUUAAACCACUGAGAUGAGGGUAGAACUUUACUAGACCUAGCUACAUCUGAAACAGUUUUUUUCCCUGAAGUCUGUAGAAAUAAAAUUUGUAGAGAUCUGAAUUGUUAGCUAAAAAGCAAAUAUUUGUAACUAAUACAGUAAUGCAUUUGUGGUAGUUGUUUUUUUUGUUUGUUUGUUUGUUUUAUAUCUGUUGCUAACACAACACUGCGUGGUUUGGGGUUUUUUUUUUUUGCUUGAGUUAUAAGAACAGCAGUAUUUCAUGUUUCUGUGGGACAGCGACCCACUUAAUACUUCAGAGAUUCAUUUUGUGCACUGCAAAGGAUCCUUUGAGUUCAAACUUACAUUUCUAAAUGCUGAUUGCAAAGCUAUCCUAUUGGUUGCUUUGCUUUUUCUUUUUUUUUUUUUGUUUUCUUACAAAUUGCAUUUUGUCAUGAGCUUCUUUCUGUUGAAAGCUGUAAGAUUGAAUAUGUUAUUUAAGUGUUAAUGACAUAACAGGCCUUUGUGCUCUUUGAAUGUAAUUACUUACCAGAGUAUUAGUCUUCGUUUCAUGCCACACACGUUCUGGUAACACCCACAUUUGUUUAUAUAGUUACUAGCCUAUUUUCUCACUGCUUUGCAAUGCAAUUGGAUUGGUAGAUUUAUUGACACUUUCACUGCUUCCAUUUGGAGAUUAUUUCCACAUCAUCAUCUCUGUCAUAAUGUUACCUGGUAUUUUUUCUUUCCUAACAAGGACUUCUUUCAUUAGGUUUAGUUUUUCUUCUGCUACUAUAAUUUCAUACUUCCCUUUUCUAUUCAUUCUCUGUUAGUUAUGUUCUACUUUGUUGUUAAGAGGCAGCAAAUCAGUUUUAAACUUGGGAACUGCAGAACUCUUCACUGGGUGUCCAGAACCUGCACCCAGUCAAAAAUAUUUUGUAGUUGUAUGUAUCAGUAUCCUCGCAGCAAAUCCCCUGAAAGACCAAAUAAACAGGAUUUUGAUACCGAUUUGUGUUCUCUGAGGUGAAAGUAGCACCAUCUUCUGUACCUGUUGGGCCACGAUGCACAGGGAUUACUGAGUCUCCCUGUCUCUGGAGACAAUCGCUGUAGGGCUGGAUGGGGCUCUGAACAACCUGAUGGAGAUGUAGGUGUCCCUGUUCACUGCAGGGAUGUUGGACCAGAUAGCCUUGAAAGGUCUCUUCCAACUCAGAAUGGUGUUGCUGCUGUGCCUGCUUCAUGACCAUCCCCAUCUCUUGGCACCGAUUCAUCUGCCUUUUUACUGUAAGACUGUUUCUGCUUCAGUCGGGUGAUGAGCUUCCAGAGGCAUUCCAAGGAGCUGCUUGUCACAAGGAAAGAAACCAUCAUCUUUUUUUUUACUGCGACUUGCAAGAUUGUCAUCAUCCAUCAAGAGAGCAAAUUUUAUUUGCCUGUUUCUCUGUGGACUCCUAGCAAAAAGUUACGGCUCUUUUUCCAAAGCCCAGUCUCCACACCAUGUGGGCAGCAGCAGGAGCACCAACUUCUGCCAGCUCAGUCAGGGACUUUUCCAUAGCAAAUAUCUACCUUGCAGGAGAUGCACGUUCUGUUUAUGUUGUGACUUCAGGGUCACUUGAGACCAUAGGAAAUCUUAGCAGACACUUUGAUCUAUUUAAUGAAAGGACUUGACACCCAGGCUUCUAUCAGACAGAUUGCUUACCAAGAGCGCCAGAGAUUCUGUGGAUAAAAAGAACCUUCAAACCUUGGAAUCACCUCAGAUAUUCUUCAGACAAAAUCCCUGUAGGAGCAAUCAUGAACCAUAUAGUUCUGUUGUUGCCUCUCCUGCUUUUCUUGCUGUAAAGGCAGACAUCUCUCAGGCACUGGUCUUCCUAUUUAGUCACGUAAGGCUUUUGGACUCAGGGUGGCUCAGUCGUUUGUGAUGCCUUGCAGUCCUUUCAGCUUGUGCUUCCUGGGGGUUCCCUCCAUAAGAGUUUACUAGGACUGUUAGCAUGCAAAUUUCAGUAAAAUCAUUAACUCCUUCACACUAUGGAGGAAUUGCCCAUUAACCCCUGGGGCUUAAGCUAUCCCAUGCAUUUUGAGAAUGAGGAAGGCCAUAAUAAGAGCCUUCAAACUGUGUUGGGUCUUGAUGUCAAAUGGAAUGAUCGUCUUUCUUCAGAGGCUAUAAAGGCAGGUUAUGAACUCUUGACAGAAUAUGUCCUGAAACUUCCAAGAUGAAGCCACUUCUGAUGGAGCAAAAACUGUUGAGUGGAGUUUUUUUUCUGAUGAAACGUAAUCUUCCUUUGGAUGCUACUCAAGCAACCACAUAGAGAUUUCUUAAAUGUUAUGUUACAGGAAAGGCAUGAGAAUUGUUGCCAUUCUCGGUAGAAGCAGUGCCACCGUUGUUUUCCAUGUGAAGGAUUCAGAGCUUCUCUCUCCAAGUAAAUUUAACCACAUACAUUUUUCAGCCUGUUUGGCACCGUGGAGACCACAGUGGAGCGCUGCAUCCAGUUCUGGCCUCUCCAGAAAUAUGGAGCUCUUGGAGGAACCCUCAUGAAAGGCCACUAAGAUGAUGAAGGGGUCUGGAGCAUCUCCCUAUGAGGAAAAGUUGAGAGAGCUAGGACUGUUCAAGCUACAGAAGAGAUGGGUUGUGGGGAUCUCAUCAGUGCCUAUAAAUACCUGGAAGGAGGUUGUUAAGAAGAUGGAGCCAGACUCUUCAGUGGUGCCAGUGAGAGGAUAAGAGACAACGGGCACAAGCUGGAACAAAGUUUUCCUUUUUCAGUUACAUGUACCUUACUUAACUGACCUUUUAAAAGGUCAUCUUUAUGUCUCAAUUCUGCAUGUUAUUUUAUUUUAAAUGCGUCUAUGUAAUCAUUUACCAAUGUCAGAAGAAAAAAAAAGUUCUUUGUUCUUUUGAUCUAUUUUGAUCUAUGUGCCCUUUUUUCUUUUGUUGAUGAGUUAUUGUUUAGUUGUACGAAGUUCAGCCCUUGGCUCUAAAAAGCCCUAGCUGCAGCUCCAAGUGAGAUGUAAAAACAAAGUGCAGAGUGCCCACUAGAUGCCGCUGUUCUAACAGGAUUCUUCCUCUUGCGGUUAUGGCGGAGAGUGAUCCAGGCAGCAAGAAAACAGGUUUUAGUAACA